Molecule: messenger RNA, 2375 nt
Organism: Lolium rigidum
Lineage: Eukaryota; Viridiplantae; Streptophyta; Magnoliopsida; Poales; Poaceae
Product: auxin efflux carrier component 1a-like
Exons: 6
Coding region: 230-2017 (595 amino acids)
Biological process (GO): auxin export across the plasma membrane; auxin polar transport
Cellular component (GO): plasma membrane; endoplasmic reticulum
Molecular function (GO): auxin efflux transmembrane transporter activity
Source: RefSeq, a predicted model, not a curated record
GCGCGCGGCGUGGGAUAAAAGCAAGGGAACAAGGGAUGGUCCAAUCAAAGCUGCCAUCUCGCCUAAAUAAAACACUCCCCCACACUCACACUCACCGCCCACCAAAUGCUCCUCUUCUUCCUCCUCACUGGCUCAGCUCCGCUGUAAAGAGCGCGCACGCACAGGCGGCGCCGAGCUGAACGACUGAGAAACAGAGGAGGUCGAGCGUCGCUGCAGCACCGCCGGCAAGAUGAUCACGGGCGCGGACUUCUACCACGUGAUGACGGCCAUGGUGCCGCUCUACGUCGCCAUGAUCCUCGCCUACGGCUCCGUCAAGUGGUGGCACAUCUUCACCCCCGACCAGUGCUCCGGGAUCAACCGCUUCGUGGCGCUCUUCGCCGUCCCCCUCCUCUCCUUCCACUUCAUCUCCACCAACGACCCCUACACCAUGAACCUGCGCUUCAUCGCCGCCGACACGCUGCAGAAGCUCAUGAUGCUGGCCAUGCUCACGGCCUGGAGCCACCUCUCCCGCUCCGGCUCGCUCGAGUGGACCAUCACGCUCUUCUCCCUCUCCACGCUGCCCAACACGCUCGUCAUGGGCAUCCCGCUGCUCAAGGGCAUGUACGGCGACUUCUCCGGCUCCCUCAUGGUCCAGAUCGUCGUGCUCCAGUGCAUCAUCUGGUACACCCUCAUGCUCUUCAUGUUCGAGUACCGCGGCGCCCGCAUGCUCAUCACCGAGCAGUUCCCCGACACCGCCGGCGCCAUCGCCUCCAUCGUCGUCGACCCGGACGUCAUGUCGCUCGACGGCCGGAGCAACGCCAUCGAGACGGAGGCCGAGGUGAAGGACGACGGGAAGAUUCACGUCACCGUGCGCCGCUCCAGCGCGUCACGGUCCGACAUCUACUCGCGCCGGUCCAUGGGGUUCUCCAGCACCACGCCGCGCCCGUCCAACCUCACCAACGCCGAGAUCUACUCGCUGCAGUCGUCGCGCAACCCCACGCCCAGGGGCUCCAGCUUCAACCACACGGACUUCUACUCCAUGGUCGGCCGCAGCUCCAACUUCGGCGACUCCGACGCCUUCGGCCUCCGCACCGGCGCCACGCCCCGCCCGUCCAACUACGAGGACGACAAGGCCAAGCACCAGCAGCACCAGAUCCCCGCGUCGUACCCCGCGCCCAACCCGGCGGUGGCCGCGGCGCCCAAGGGGCCCAGGAAGGCGGCCGCGGCGGCCACCAACGGGCAGGCUAAGGGCGAGGACCUCCACAUGUUCGUCUGGAGCUCCAGCGCGUCGCCCGUGUCCGACGUCUUCGGCGGCGGCGCGCCCGACUACAACGACGGCGCGGCGGCCGCCAAGUCGCCCCGCAAAAUGGACGGAGCCAAGGACAGUCGGGAGGACUACGUGGAGCGAGACGACUUCAGCUUCGGGAACCGCGGCGCGGCGCUGCACGACAGGGACGCGGAGGCCGGCGACGAGAAGGCCAUGACUGCGGACGCCGGCGGCGGCAACGCGAUGGGCGCGGGGCCGACGGCGAUGCCGCCGACGAGCGUGAUGACGCGGCUGAUCCUCAUCAUGGUGUGGCGCAAGCUCAUCCGCAACCCCAACACCUACUCCAGCCUCAUCGGCCUCAUCUGGUCGCUCGUCUGCUUCAGGUGGAACAUCGAGAUGCCGGCGAUAGUGGUCAAGUCCAUCUCCAUCCUGUCGGAUGCAGGGCUCGGAAUGGCCAUGUUCAGCCUCGGUCUGUUCAUGGCGCUGCAGCCGCGGAUCAUCGCGUGCGGGAACAAGGUGGCGACGUACGCCAUGGCGGUGCGGUUCCUCGCCGGCCCGGCGGUCAUGACCGCCGCCUCCUUCGCCGUGGGCCUCCGCGGCACGCUCCUGCACGUCGCCAUCGUCCAGGCAGCGCUGCCGCAGGGCAUUGUCCCCUUCGUCUUCGCCAAGGAGUACAACGUGCACCCUGCCAUCCUCAGCACCGCGGUCAUAUUCGGCAUGCUCAUCGCCCUGCCCAUCACGCUCACCUACUACAUCCUGCUCGGUCUGUGAUCGUCGCCGGCGGCUCGAUCACCAUGUAAAGAUCCAUCGCGAGCUCGAUCGGGGGGAGAUCCUAGAGCUGCUUGCGACAAGAGGGUUCUUCAUUUUUUCCCCCUUUCCUCCUCCCUCUCUAGAGCAGCAAAGAAGGUGGCACUAGAAGCUAGGUAGGACGACAAUGGCGCGCGAGUCAAACAACACUCAAAAGGGCCACCGAAGCUUGGGGAGCUGGAGGGGAACACGCACGGCAUUCGGGUCGGGUUCUCAAGCGGGGUUUGCGAGUUUUUGGUUGAUUACGCUGACCCCUCCUCUUGUAAAACGGAUGCCCUUCUCAUAACUUGAUAUUGCUGACGUGAGUUUCAUGGUUUCUUCA